Messenger RNA from Porites evermanni, 4510 nucleotides. Lineage: Eukaryota; Metazoa; Cnidaria; Anthozoa; Scleractinia; Poritidae. The record is from the annotation of a GenBank genome assembly.
AUGGAAGAAACAGAGCUUUACUUCGCUUUUGGGUCAAAUCUGAGCGCAAGAAAAAUGCGGGAACGCGGCACUAGGUUCAUCUCUCGUGAAAGCGCAGUGCUUCGAGGAUUUCGCGUCGUAUUUAGCAUAUGGAAAGACGAUGGCUUUGGUUAUGCUAAUAUUAUCCCAGAUAAGGAGUCAACCGUUUAUGGUGCCUUGUACAUCUGCUUGAAAGGAAGUUUAGCCAAGUUAGAUGAACACGAAGCAGGGAGGCUUCGAAAAGUGAUGGUACAGGUGGAAAGGAAAAGCGGCGAAAUCGUGGAUGCGAUAGCGUAUCAAGCUUAUGAAGAGUAUGUUAAAGAGGGGCUAAAACCGAGCCAAAUUUAUCUUAAUGAAAUACUUGAAGGAGAGGAUCUUAUUCCUAAAGAAUAUGCUGACUACUUUAGAAACUUCUUGUGCGACAAAACUGAGAAGUGAAGACUGACGAGAUCUUUUUAAUUCAGUCAACAAUUUUAGAAAAGUCAAGAGAACAUCACUUCGAAGUUUAUCCUUAUAAUGGAUUGACGUAUUAUUGUAUUUAAAUUGCAAGAUUUUAUUUCGGUUUAUCAGUGUUUUGAGAGCUGGGCUGCUGGGGGUUAGUUGGUCAGUUAGUGACGGACCAUUAAAAAAGUAAUGGGGGGCGUGGUGGGUUUUUUUUGCCUGGCAAGAAUUUUUUUUUCUGGCUGAUUGCUUGUGCAAGAGUGCAACCCUCUGUAGCAAUUGUUGGGCAUUAAAUUAAUUGAAAAUGACGCUACUUUGUUUUAUUACAGAGGUUGUAUUAUAAACGUGACUUUUACGACGAUGCCUAUAUAUCGAGCCACGACUCGAGCCAGGAUUCCAGUUAGAACGUUUCUAAUUUUUCUGUAAGCAAAAAGAAAAUAACUAAAAAUAAUAAAUAAACAAAUAAUACCUACCCUACCCUAACCCUAACCCUAACCCUAACACUAACCCUUACCUCCAUGAUUGCCACGAAAACCCUCCUUUUAAUGGUCAUGUCACUUGCAGGAGGUGAAAAUGGCGGGAAAGCGAAAAACUGUCGAGUCCUGCGUCGAGUCCUGGCUUUGAUAUAUGUUAGUUUAUCCGUGCAAAAACGUGUGCUGCAAGUGCAAUUUUUUUCUGUUUCCUUAUUAGAUCUAUUCAUUUUGUUGCCGUUCUGCCAUAAGAAGUGAUCCUAAAUACCAGUACAGAAAAAAUUCUUUCCUUCGGAUUCAAAAAUACCGAGCAACAGUCCGAGUUUAAACUUGUCACGUGUUCAAAUUUCAGAAUCGCAAUAUUAAAUUGGAUUGGAUCUUUGGAUCUGAAGUAAAACCUUGGAUCCGGAGUAAUAACUUUGGAUCCCUAGCAAGAACUUUGGAUCUCAGGAAUAAAAACGUUAGAUCCAAUUGAAAAAAAACUGUGGAGUCGGGGAAAAUAGCUAUGCCGGAUAAUGAAAUCCAUGUUAGUUGGAUAAAAACUUUGGAUCCAAAAUAUAUAGUUUACUUUGCUUAGAAUGUUAUUUCAGAAUAAUUCAAACCCAUACUGAAGUAACUCCUGAUUAGCUCGUCUCUCUCCGCUAUUUAAUGAUGCAAAUCACCACCAAUAUAAGGCGGUAGGACGGCGCUUGAUAAAUGAAUUAACGCAAAUAGCACAGAGAUUUCUCACGUAUGCGCCAUUUUUGUAGAUUACUUGCUUGAUUUUCGACGAUUAAAAAGUUAUCGCGCGAUAAAUUUCCCAGUCAAAGGAAACUUUAUCGCGAGCUCGAACUUUCUAAGACAAAGUAAACUAAAUCGAACGAUAACUUAGCGAAAAAAAAUAAUGUAAUGUCCGCUUUGGGCCACCGUAGAUUCCUCAUUGAACAUGAUGCACAGCCAUAGUAGAAUGCGCACUGAAUCCAGGUAAAACGUGGCUCUUCAAAGAACUUUUGUGGACUGACGACUGUCAGUAGUUUUCAGAUGUUCGAUAAAACUCUCACAACUCCCUCAAACAGACCCGUCAAAAACUCGCAUGGAAAACAGGAAAUGUUAUAAAGGAAUAAAUAAUAACCUCAUCUGAAAGAUGAAGAUGGUGAAAGUUUGACAUAACAAUGACCCCCCACACAACACAACACAAGCUAAAGUUUCGUUACGUCCACGGCUAAGAGUCUAAGUCUAAGUUGACCAGAAAUAAAUUCCAGACGUUCUUUUCUCAUAGCUCCCUAAAAAUUUUCAAGCGUGCGUUCCUCAAAAAUCGAGAAAACCUUUAGGGCUUGCGUUUCUCAAAACUUCCUUGAACAUUUAGGGCCCGAGAAGCAUUUUUCAAGUUGAUGUAGUAACAAACGAGACUCGCGUUUCUGUCGACAUUGGGACUGGAUUUUAAGGUUAACUAGCGUAAUGUGUCGGGCGAGAAAGCGGCUAACACUUCAGGCUAAAUUUGGGUUAGAAUUUUGCUUUGACCCUUUCUUGUUGCAUGCAAUACCUAAAUGAUAAAUUCUCUCUGACAUCAAAUGUCAGAGGAGCUAUAUAAUAGGGACUUAGACGUUUGUUUUCGUCAGAAGUGCCUCAAAAUAAAAUUGCCGCCUACCUUCUCCACAUAAAUAAACACUAAAUGUUAUUUCUAAGGGGCAAAUAUAAAGGGAAUUUUAGCAGUUAAGGAGGUUUCUGUGUAAGUAUGUAUGAGGCAGCAGAAUUCCUUUCAAGUUUAAAAUAAUCGUUUGGUCAUCAGAGUAAACUUCAUUAUAGUCUCUAGCCAACCCUACCCUACCUUAUACUACUCCCAACCCUACUAAGCACGCACCAUAUCUAGUUCAAUCACACACAUAAUAGGGGUAACGCCUUUGAAGGUUUUUUUUUUUAAUUAAUUGUUUUUGCUGACAACGUUUUAUCCCAGGCAAGAUCAGGCAGAAGGGCAUAAAUCUCAGCUCUCUAUGGAAGUUUAGGACCACUUUUUAUAAUAUCGACGUAAGGGAGCUUGACCAACGACGACGGCGACGACAACGAGAACGGCAACAAAACAAUAGGUUUAGACAAGAGAGAAUGAGCUAGAUCAAUCUCUCUUGGUUUAGAUUGGCAAAACAACAAGGCUUUGCAUGUGUAUCUUGCUUUUUUCUACAUUUCCUUGCCGUCGCUGCACUACUACAACGUGAAAGUGCUUAAUUUCACGUUUUGUCGAGGGCGUGAACGAAGACAACGACGUUCUUUUUCUUUUCCUGAACUUUGAUACAGUCUUUAAAAAUUCAACUCCAGAAAAAUUCGCCGUCGUUGUUGCUUAAGUUCAAAUUCAUUUUGCAAUGAUUGUCAAUGCCUCCCUAUUGACAUCGGGGACGAUAUCGUAAUGUAUAUACUUUGGCAAAUUCAUUUACCAAGACGCAAAUCUUUUUUAACCCCUCCCUCUUAUUGAUACCGGAUAUAGAAGAGGUCCCUCUCAAAACUUAAAAUAAAUUAAUACACGGCCCCAGGGGUUUAAUAGAUCUUUUAGGGUAUAGGUCAGUUUAGGGGAAGGAACGUCGUCCCUUUAUUUAAACUUCCUUUGUACCCCUUAGAAAUUAAUUAACUAGGAACCUCAAAAGGGCAUACAGCCGGGAAACGUACUGUUUUUCAAGGAAUAUAUAUAAAAUAUGUCAUGUGACAAAAAAUAUUCGGGAACUGGUAGCCUGCGUAGCAAGCGUUUCCAGUCGAGUUAUAGCGCGAAAUUUGGAGUUUUUUUGCCAGCGUUCCAGUUUUCUCGACGAACUCGCGCGGAACCGCUUGCUACGCAGGCUAGGGAACUGGGGAAGGUUGUCCAUUUUAAUCAUGCAAAGACUGAAGCUGGUUUGUGUGCUUUCAUAUUUGCUGGAAGCUGAAUUACUUAUAACAGGUAGACAAAGAUACAGCCAAAUCUCUAUUAACCGGACACCAGCGCAUUUCCAGAGCUUCUGACAUUUAAUAGGUGAAGUCGCAGCAACGGAAUAAUAAUAAUAAUAAUAAUAACUUUAUUAAUCUCCUUAAAAAGGUUUUCAGCUUAAUUUACAAUGUCAAAUAUCUAAAACUUAGUUUUCCAAAAAUGCCCUUAAAAAAUGCUGUUUUAUUUUAACCUUAAAUACAUCUAAAUUAGUGAUAGACUGAAACUCGUCUGGGAGACUAUUCCACAGCCUUUGGCCUCUGAAGGUAAACGCGCGCUGAAUGAGACCAUGAAAACCACAGGAUUUGCUUUACCUGGUGUGCGUCUCUCAAAACUGCGGGGAACGUUACAUGCCUAAACAUAAUUUUUCAAGUUUGUUUUCUAGCACUUGGGAUUAGCUUUUUUGACAAACCUUUCCAAUUCAUUUCUCUAUUUUACAGCCGGCGCUUUCCUAAAAAUAGUCAAAAAAUACUACAAAUCCGACUUCAUUUCAUGAACAAAGUUCACGUAAAAUAGUCUUUCGGGAAUUUCGAGAAAUGCGGACCUGUGAUAAAAACGUAGAUCCGUGAUGUAAACGAAGCAGCGGGAGAAAAACCCCUGGUAUCCAUUGCUUGCUUUAACAGUAAUGUCUUACCUCAUGUAUGAGUAUUUUAUGUAA